CAAAUGGUUCGGACGGGGAUGGACCCUCCAAGAAUUGCUGGCCCCCCGCACUGUACUAUUCUACACCCAAAACUGGUCGCUCUACAAGAAUCUUACAUCUUCAAAUCAUAAAACAGACAGCCUUGUGAUCGGGGAGCUCGAAAGUACGACGAGAAUAGUGUCUCCGUUUCUGAUAGACUGUUCUCCAGGUAUGGAUGACGCCCGUUCGAGGCUGCAAUGGGCAUCUUCACGGCGUACCACCCGCCCUGAGGAUAUCGCCUAUUCACUCUUCGGCAUCUUCAACCUCCAUCUACCCGUUCUCUAUGGCGAAUCUGCUGAAAACGCCUUGGGUCGCCUUCUGGCAGAAAUCAUAUCGCAGUCCGGAGAGAUCUCAGUUCUGGAUUGGGUAGGAGAGGCAUCAACCUUCCACAGCUGUUUCCCAGCCCACAUCACUUCGUACCGCACAUUGCCAUUAUCACCACAUCACCAACCUGACGCUGAAGAACGUGCAUCGACGAUGGGUGAGAAAUUUACACCAAGCAAAGCACUGCGGAAGCUGCAUGACUCGCUUGCCAAGUCACCCCUCCCACGAUUUAUCAAUCGUCGCCUUAUAUUACCUUGCCUCGUCCACCGUGUUACAAUGGUCCAACUAAAGAAGCGUUGCACGUACGAAAUCCAGGCGUCGGGUCUACGGCCGCUCGAGAUCGCGUUGCCGCACGAGCUAGAAAAUGCUGACAAUGUCGCCAGUCAAUCCACCGGGACAGAAGCCACCAGUGCAGAACAUGUGAUCCUGACACUAGGACGACCAUUUAAUGCCCUUUUGUUGACCAAAUUGCCUCACGACGAAUAUAAAAGGAUCGCGUCUUCCACCCUUAUUGUCGCUCAGCCCGUGGACUCGGCUAGUCUCUUGCAAAGCAAGAUUAGGACCUUCACUAUAGUGUAGUUGGUCACUGUUGAAGCACUGCUUUCAUGAUACAACUAGGUC
This is a messenger RNA of Pisolithus orientalis, 964 nucleotides long. RefSeq lists its product as uncharacterized. Lineage: Eukaryota; Fungi; Basidiomycota; Agaricomycetes; Boletales; Pisolithaceae. The transcript is spliced from 3 exons. The coding region runs from base 191 to 922 and encodes 243 amino acids. The record is from RefSeq and is a predicted model, not a curated record.